GCUAGACUCCGCGUGGAGCGGAGACUCGGGCGGAGGACUCCGAGCUCCGGGGAGGGAGAUUCGAGACGGGACGCUCCUGGAUUUUGGGAAUUCCAUGGCAGCCUGGCACCUUUGACUUCUUCACCACACACACUCACGGCCCCGCCUGUUGCCCAGGAGCUCGGGCUUCGCUGGCCGUCAUGUCGUCCCCGCUGCGCUCCGUCGACUCCCGGGAACCGGUCCAGGUCAUCUUCUGCAAUCGCACCACCCGCGUCGUCAGGCCCAUCUGGAUCAACUUUAAUGGAGAGCCGCAGCUUUACCCGGUCCUGCAGCCGGGCACGGGGCGGAGAAUGCACAGCUAUCAGGGCCACCUGUGGAUGUUCAGAGAUGAGGAGACCAAUGAUAGACUCCUGGUUAACCAGAAGGAGCUGUUUUCCCCGACUUGCAAUGAGAACGGACAGCCGACUGUGGCCAACAUCGUGAUUCCAGUGUAUACCCUGAAGGAGAGGUGCCUGCAGGUAGUCCGCGGCAUAGUCAAGCCCGAGGACUACAGGAAGCUCGACAUCGUCAGAUCACUGUAUGAUGAUCUGGAAGAUUACCCGGAUAUUAAUAAAGAUCUGCAGCGCCUGGCAUGCGAACAGAAAGAAUCGAGAGAGCAGAGUGAGCAGGAGCGUGGAGAAGAUAAUUAGUCAAGUUUCUAUUCCAGAGUUUAUGCUGUUUAGAAAAGGUGAAAAAGGCCGUGAUGUUGGGAGGGAAGGGCGCCAUAGUUUAUCGGGCAUCUUGUUUUCAGGGGGUCUUUAAUGUUCAAGAAGUUACUUGUAGCAAUUAGAAAGUUAAACAGGUCCAUGGAUAGAGUUAGUAUCAGCAAUAUUUAUAAAAUAUAUGAUGUUUGCCAAAAGUCAAUACUGGAACCCUGCAGCCCACUCCAUUCCAAGGUGCACCCCGGCUUGAGAGCCGAAUGGGACCAAGCUGACGUAUCCUGCGGUGUCUUUUGGUUCCCUCUAGUCUAUCCUGCCCCACCGGCUAGGUGAGCUCCACUGAUUCCUCUUUGGGGCUCUGGGCAAUACUACAAAAAAGGUUUUAGACUAAGGGUCCCGUUCCGGAGCAACAUUAAUCACAUUCAGGGAAUGUAAAAUAGAGAGCCGUUGGGCCCACCAAAAACUUGGAAGGGUCCUUAGCUAAAAAAUGGGCUUUCCAGUGCUGCAUUAGAAUAGUCGUUAGUCUUUUAGGUAGAUAGUUUUAAGUAAGCACUUUUAAGCCAAGUGCUGCUGCAUUAGAAUAGUCGUUAGUCUUUUAGGUAGAUAGUUUUAAGUAAGCACUUUUAAGACAAGUGCCAUUCAUUCCCUGGAAGCAGUAUUUUUUUGUGUAACCGAUACUGUUUCUCUGCCCAUCUGGGAAUGAGGACAUUGGUAGGAACGUGAGUAUCUAGAGUUUUAGGAGAGUUUUGAAAGUGCUCCAUUUCUCUACUGACUUGGAGUUACAUUCAUCGAGGAUGAGAGCCUUAAGCCUAUGCAAGGGAAAAGGCAUGCCACGUAACGGUAAACCCACGUUAACUGCCGAGAAAGCAGUGGCUUGCUUUAAUAGCUUUAGAGCAUUUUGGAGAUAGCGUUUGUCAGGAAAUGUUAUAUUUUGAUGUUCACGAAGUAUUUAGCAAAUAAGUAUUUGAAAAUAUUUUAACCCUUUUGAUAGAAUAACUUUUAUAAUUUAUCUUAACUGGUUUUUGUCUUUUAUAGCAAAAGUACUAUUGAUAUUUUUACUCUUCACCCGUUGGUGGAGCACUGUUGAAUUUCUGCUUGUAAGCUACGGAAAGCUGACUUCAGCUUUGCCGAUUAGAAUGUUUUUGUUACUUGAUAUUUGCACAUUGUAAAAGAAGUGGAGGGCAGAAGGGGGGGGGAUAGCAAUCUUCAUAUACAAUUCCAUUGUUAAGAAACUACUGUGAAGAAAGGGAGGAUUUUGACCAGUACUGUAAGUAACUGUGAUUUAAAAUGGAUAUUUUUAUGUCCUUUUUAUAUACCAGUUCUAUAAAAUACGAAUUUUCAUCUUGUGCCAAUAUUUGCAGUACCACGAUGGAGUGGUCUAUUCAUCUAGCCAGAAAUGGUUAGAUUUUUUUUUUUUUUUUAAAUCGACAUUUCAAGAACUGUACAACUGAAACACAGAGAGGAAGUCUGUAUCCAAGAGCCUCAGAAUUCCUGUAUCUGGUAGUGGUAGUAAUACGAAGUUUAAUGCUGUUAUUUACCUCUUAUAGAUACUUUACUACAAAGUCUUUCUUACUGCUUAAUAUAAGGUGUUGGCGGCCCUUGAAUAUCAAAUACACACCUUAAUUCAUCUUUAUUCCUGUUCUUAUAUUAUUAAACAUCAUUGCUGUUUCAGCA
Messenger RNA from Tachyglossus aculeatus (Australian echidna), 2351 nucleotides. RefSeq names its product von Hippel-Lindau tumor suppressor (gene VHL). The transcript is spliced from 4 exons. The record is from RefSeq and is a predicted model, not a curated record. NCBI's taxonomy places the organism in Eukaryota, Metazoa, Chordata, Mammalia, Monotremata, Tachyglossidae. Bases 180 to 668 code for a protein of 162 amino acids.